AUGUCUAAAAAAGCUCAAAAGGCAAGAUAUAAAAAAGAUUUUAUAACUUAUUGUAAAAAUUGCAGCCGAAAAACAUACAGAAUAACAACAAAUACUGAUCUAAUAAACAAGCUCUUUGUUUCAACUUACCCUGUUAUUUCAUCACUGCGUAAAUCAACAUCACGCAGAACAAAUCAUAAAACAUUUCCGUCAGAUAAUAUAAAAAUAACUGAUAUUGUCAGGCAUGAAUUAAAUACACCACAAAUGGCAGUAUUUCAAUCAAACGAAAAAAUUCAAAUAAAGUUCAUUGAUCUUCAUGUUAGUGUCAAUGAAAAAGAAAUUCUCAAAGAUGUUAGUGGUGAAAUUAAUCCAGGAGAAGUGAUUGCUAUUAUGGGGCCAUCUGGUGCUGGUAAAUCCACUCUCCUUAAUUUGCUAGCUAACAGGAAAACAAAAGGUGUUGUUUUAAAUAGCGGUUCAAUUUUAAUAAACGGAGAAAAAAACUCCAAGUUCUAUCGAAGAAAAAUAGGAUACGUAAUGCAAGAGGAUAUCUUUUUUUCACACCUCACAGUUAGACAAACCUUAGAAUUUGUAGGCAAAAUCCGACUUCCUGAUAGCAUGAAAUGGGAUGAAAAACUUGCUGUUGUGGACAAAGUAAUAGAAAAUCUUGGUCUACGUAAAUGCGAAAAUACUGUAAUGGGCGGCAACUAUUUCACGCGUGGUUGUUCAGGAGGCGAGGCAAAACGAUGCAGCAUUGCUGUUGAACUGAUAACUAAUCCGGCUUGCAUAAUUUUGGAUGAGCCGACUACUGGAUUGGAUUCAUCCACAGCAUUUAAUCUAAUGAACACUCUAAAAAAUCUUGCUUUAAAGGAAAAUCGUGCAAUUUGUUUGACUAUUCACCAACCUUCCAGUCAAGUGUUCCACAUGUUUGACAAAUUGCUGUUGCUGUGCAACGGAAGGGUUAUGUUUUUUGGGAAAAACAGUCACGUUUUACCUUUUUUUGAAUCUAUUGGAAUGCCAGUGCACUCUCAUUGGAAUCCUGCUGAUUUUUUUAUUGAGAAACUAAAGAAGACAGAAAUUCACGAGAAAGUUGCUGAAGGAUUUAAAGCAUUUCAGAAAAACAUAGUUGAAGAAGAACAAUGUAGCAAUGCAAUAAGUGAAAGCAAAACAAAAAGUCCAGAUGACAUCUCAUUUUCAUAUGAUAACAUUGCUUAUGAAGAGCAUAAAGCUGUGGUAAACAAUGAUAGUCGAACUAGUUACGAAAUUACUUCUGAAAAAAACGAAAAAAAUGAGAACGGGUCUAUCUUUAAAGUACAUACUAAUAAAUGGCCUACGUCAUACAGGACCCAAGUAACUGCAUUGUGGAAACGAACUUUUAUUCAGACAAAAGGAGAUGUUUUUAAUGCAGUAAAUAUAACCCAGGCUUUUUUGGUUUCAAUAGUUUCUGGACUUAUAUGGUUUCAAACACCCUAUGAUGAAAGUUCACUACGUGAUCGCGAGGGAGCGAUUUUCUAUAUAAUGGGUUUCUUGUUUAUUGAGUUAAUAUUUGACACGGUAUUUACAUUUCCUUCGGAAGAUAAAGUUAUUGAAAAAGAAAGAGCUGCAGGAAUGUACCGUUUAUCUGCGUUUUACACUGUAAAAAAUAUAGUUGAUUUGUCGGUUUUAAUCAUACCUCAAUCUUUAAUAUACACAAUAUCAUACUGGAUGAUUGGAUUAAAUCGUUCUUCAGUAUUCCUUUUAGGCUUAGUUAAUGUGUUUUUAUUAACAGCUGUUUCACAGUCUGUAGGCUUAAUUAUUGGUGGCAGCAUUAAAAGUCUGAAAACAUCCAAUAUAGUAACAAUUUUGUUCUGUUAUACAAACAUGAUGUUAGGAGGUUUCUAUACAAAAAGAAUGCCAACAUGGUUUUCGUGGGGCCGAUAUCUUUCAGUUUAUGCGUAUUUUUACAAUAUUUUUGUUAGAAUGGAGUUUGAAUACGCAAAGGAAAAUUUCCAGUGUACUAAAAUAUCUACAUAUCGUGAAUGCUUUUAUAAUAACAGAAGCUACAUCACUGGACCAGAGUUAUUAACUUACACAAGUCCUAUGGCUCUAGAUGUUCCACAAACAAUAAUUUUUUUAGUGUCGUUGAUCCUGAUUCUUCGAACUAUAUUUUAUUUUGUGCUGAAAUAUUGCAACAAAAUCAAAUAAUAAAAAGUUAAAUUAACAUAAAAUUAA
Messenger RNA from Hydra vulgaris (swiftwater hydra), 2187 nucleotides. NCBI's taxonomy places the organism in Eukaryota, Metazoa, Cnidaria, Hydrozoa, Anthoathecata, Hydridae. The record is from RefSeq and is a predicted model, not a curated record.